Molecule: messenger RNA, 4428 nt
Organism: Strongylocentrotus purpuratus (purple sea urchin)
Lineage: Eukaryota; Metazoa; Echinodermata; Echinoidea; Camarodonta; Strongylocentrotidae
Product: scavenger receptor cysteine-rich domain-containing group B protein
Exons: 6
Coding region: 27-1607 (526 amino acids)
Cellular component (GO): membrane
Source: RefSeq, a predicted model, not a curated record
CCCACGUCAUUCUUAGUGCUUGAAAAAUGGCGUCAAAUACUGAUAGGAAGCUUGGUCGUGGUAUGAGACUGUGGAUAAUAUUAAGCGCCUUCGUUGUGUUCUGGCCAAAUUACGUACGAUGCCAAUUCGAGGGGGAUGUACGCCUUGGCGAUGGCGCCCAGAAUGGGCGAGGGCGGGUCGAGAUAUACCACGAUAACCAGUGGGGUACUAUCUGUGAUGACACAUGGGACAUCUCCGAUGCACAAGUUGUCUGUCGACAGCUAGGUUUAGGAACCAUCAACGCUCGCGGGUAUACAGCUAUCAGUCCUGGGUCAGGUCCUAUCCAUCUUGACGGGACCUACUGCGUCGGGACCGAAUAUCGUCUUGAUUCUUGCUCUCAUGAAUGGGGACAAAAUAAUUGUGGUCACAGCGAAGAUGCGGCUGUAGAAUGUGACCCCGAUGAAGGGGAUGUCCGCCUUGUUGAUGGAUCUACUCCAAACCAAGGCCGGGUUGAGAUCUACCACAAUUACCAGUGGGGGACAGUCUGUGAUGACAGAUGGGGUGACUCUGAUGCAAGGGUAGUUUGUCGACAGCUUGGAUACUCAGGUGAUGUUGGUGAAGCCAGGAGUGGUGGUACAUACGGAAGAGGAUAUUACCCGACAUAUCUUGACGAGGUCGGCUGUUCGGGAUAUGAAAGUAGAUUGGAGUACUGUACUCACGACGGAUGGGGCAUUGAAGACUGUUCUCACAGCGAAGAUGCAGGAGUUUACUGCUAUGACAAUAAUGACCCCGAUGAAGGAAAUGUCCGACUUGCUGGUGGAUCCACUCCAAACCAAGGCCGGGUUGAGAUCUACCACAAUUCCCUGUGGGGGACAGUCUGUGAUGACAGAUGGGGUGACUCUGACGCGAGGGUAGUUUGUCGACAGCUUGGAUACUCAGGUGAUGUUGGUGAAGCCAGGACUGGUGGUACAUACGGACAAGGAUCUGAACCGACAUAUCUUGACGAGGUCGGCUGUUCGGGAUAUGAAAGUAGAUUGGAGUACUGUACUCACGACGGAUGGGGCAUUGAAGACUGUUCUCACAGCGAAGAUGCAGGAGUUUACUGCUAUGACAAUAAUGACAAUGAUUUGGAAGGAGACGUCCGCAUGGUUGAUGGGUUCAGUUCAGAUGAAGGCAGGGUUGAGAUCUUCCAUGAAGGUCAAUGGGGGACAGUAUGUCAUGACAGUUGGGAUGACUCUGACGCGAGGGUAGUUUGUCGACAGCUUGGAUACUCAGGUGAUGUUGGUAUAGCCACGAGUGGUAGUACAUACGGAGGAGGAUCUGACCCGAUAUUCCUUGAUGAUGUCACCUGUUCGGGAUAUGAAGCACGGUUGGAGUACUGUAGUCAUCAAGAAUGGGGCUCAAACUACUGUGGCCAUUCUGAAGAUGCCGGAGUGCAAUGUCGUUCACCCGCUACCUCUUCAGGUGUCGUGGGCAUCAUGUCUUUUGUUGGUGUGUCUUUGUCCUUGCUGACACUGUUUGCUCUCGUAGCUGUAUGUUACACCUGCAGCCAGCGUAAGCCGGCCGUCAUUCCUACGCAAUCGGAUCAGGUCCCUCUCAUCACCUCUGAGUUGAUAUCCUGCCGCUAAUAACACCUCUGCGGCUCCCACUUCAAAUGGCAUGAUAUCCGUGCCGACUUAGCCACCGAUGCCGCGACAACCACCGAAUCCCUAUCCUCCAGCAACUGAAACCGACUCCCUACCGCAACAACCACCGAAUCCCUAUCCUCCAGCAUCUCAAACCGACUCCCUACCAAGUCCUCCCUCAUAUUACGCCUUACAGGGUGGACAAUCCGAUCCUCUGCCACCACCGAAUUAACACAGCAUAAUUAUGUAAGACCUAAUAAAAGGAAUAAGAUGGAGCGUAUAGAAUCACCCCAGACGUGCGCCGCGAUAUGUUCGAGGAUUAUUCUUUUUCCCGCCGCGAGCUUUCAUGAAUCAUGGCGUAGAAUCUUAAGAGGCAAUCCAACCUUCGUAUUGACAUCUUUUGUAUACAAGCAGAAAAUAGGAUAAAGAAAUUGACAAACGUUUGCAAAAAAUGGGAACAAUGAUAAGAAAGUUCGGAGUUUUUUAAUAUGACAUCACUAAGUCUAUAUAAAUUUCAAAUUGGCAGUUUGGUCAGUGCACUGUGACGUCGUCGCGGAUAACUCUCUCGUUUGCCGCGUACAAAAAUAUCAUUAAUUUCAGUUUUUCUCCCAAGUGCCUUCUUACUUUGGGCACUACAGAAAAUAGUAUGAUAGAAUAUUAUUAUAAGUCCUCCAUAGAGAAAAAAAAACACACUUUUGAUUCAUGCAUUUUUGAAACAUUAAAAUUUUAAACACUGAUAUUUAUGUUGGAAUAGAUUGGAAAGUUGCCCGCGCCACUACGUCACAGAGAGCACCACAAUUAUCCGGCCUUUCUUAUGUUUAGGUAUCCCUCAAAGAGGUAUAAAAUGAGCAAUAACGCAGAUACUUGAAACGAUUCUUGUUAAUAAGCCUAAAGUCUAUUAGUUGAGUAAUUUUUCAAAGAGUGGCUUCAAUCUAUAUAUCUUUUGGAGGAACGGGGGGGGGGGGAUUAUCCACAAACAAUCUAUUCCUGGAGUAUCCCUACCGCACUGAUGCAAUUGAUCUGAGAAUGUUAUCAUAUAACGAAGUAUACAAUUCAAAUUAACUUUACAUUGGCAGUCAAAUGACGAGUCUGCGUUCGUCAUUUCCUUUGCCUUGGAACUAUUUUCAACUGCUAAAGCAUAAAAUGUCAUUCUUAAUCUGUAAAAAAAAAAAUAUUACUAACAAUCAAAGGAAAAAACAAAACGAAGCGAAAACAAAAAUGUUGAUACAUGGGCAACGAUAUAAAAUAACUGAAAUAUGAACUCUCUCUUUUUUUUAAUACACUUGCAACAAAAAGGGUUAGUUUCUUAGACGUUUUAAGCUACAAUAAGUGGAAUAAUGGGAAUUCAAAGAUGAAUCUUGAACAUAUUACUGUCGUAAUGAAGUAAUUUGUGUCAGCUCUUCAAUAUUGAAUAAUGUUAUUGGCUUGAAAUGCUACAUUAUCUCUUUUCAUAUGAACAUAAUUCGUAGGAUAUACUGCUGCUUUGGCUUGGUUCAUCAUGAUCAUGUUACUAUUAGAAUAGAUGGACAGACUCAUGUUUAAGUAUGAGAGGUGAUGGUAUACGUUACAUAAUGAGUUUAAUGUGUAAUUCAAUCAAGAAAUCGAUACUUUUAUUGUAUUCAGUGAUGUAUAAUAAGUCUAGAAAAUCUACAAUAUGACGUACGACGAUAGCGUGUGCGUGAUGUGUUUGAGUGUGUGUGUGUGUGUGUUACGAAUCUCACCGACCAUGAUUGUCUUAAGAUGUAUAUAACAAUAUGUGUGGUUCUAAUACAUGCCUCAUUUGAACAGAGUGAUUAAUAAAAAUAUAAAUUGUCAUCUUUUUUUUACUAUCAUAAGAAUUAUUAUACUAAUCAUAAUUUCAUAUAGCAGCUGAUGAUUCAUAACGUUAAAUUUACAUAAAGUUUCAUGAAGUUAUUUACUCAAAGAAUAAACCAUCUCAGUGUUCUAGUUUUGCUACCACUAAUUAAAAAUGCACCCCCCCCGCGCUUUAUUCAAUUAUUCUUAAUUAAAGAUGUAUUUAUAGAACACAAAGAUGUUUAAUGAACAUACAAACAAUAAAAAGUCGUAUGCUUAAUCCAACCAAUGGAUAAAUCAGGAAAACAAAUAUGUAUAUACUUUUCUUUUAUAUUUCGAAGGUGGAUUAUAAGUGGAAAAACAUUGGUUAUGAUACCUCGAUGAUUGAUUUUCUCAUAUGGAAAAAAAAGGUAUGGAGAGUAUUUGCGAUAUUCUGCAGAAUCUGCAUUUGAACCUAAAUAUGAAAUUGGAGACGGAGGUACAUAAUAAAUAACUGACACUGUUCAACAUUUGUAUCUUGUCUGCUACUAUCCACGCCACUCCAAAAUAAAUAUACCAUAUUAUCUGGCUAGAAGAAUUUGUACAAUUCAAUGGAACGAGGAAGUGAGAGAUGAAAGAAAAUCUAAAGAAUUGGAAUCCAUGCUUAUGCUUCGGAAAUAUCCGGAAAAUCGCAUUAAAGUAGAUAUACAAAAGAGGACGUAAAAUGGAGGACAAAAAUAAAGGCAAAACAAAAAAAGAAAAUUGAAAAGAAGAUAUGCUGUUUGUAAUUACUAUCUUCAUACGAUCCCAAUAAUGUAAAUAUUUCAAAUACUAUCGAUCAACAGUGUAAAAUCUUGUUUAACAGUAAUGAGAAGUAAGAACAAAAAAUUCGAAUGAUGCGAUUACUGUAUGCAUUUUUAACAAUAAGUUCGAAUUAAAAGAUAACUUUUUAUGCUCAUCCAGAAAUUAAAUUGUAAUAGUAGAAUCUAGAGUUUGAUGUGAUGCCUUUUUAUAAUGUGGGAAAAUAAAAUAAAACGAAACAUAAGAUAUA